CCUAAUAGGACAUCGUAUUAAUUCAAAACGACGCCAUCACUGAGUAGGGAGUCCUCGUGCUUAUCCAUAAAAAGAAGGGAAAUAAAAAUAUCUAACAAAAACUGCCACGUCAGCAGAUAGCGAGAGAAAGAUCACCGGCAAAAAACACAGUGAUUCUAUGGCGGUGGUUCACUCUCUUCCAAACUCGUCGUCUCUCUCAUGAAAAUGGCGUCGCUUAAUCUGCGAUGCGACUCGACGCAUCUUCUUCCUUGCCGUGAUGUUAAGAGAAGUAUACCAUUAAGAAAGACUUGGAUGUGUCCUAGGAUCAUAUCAAAGAGGUUCAAUGUGAGAAUGGGAGUGAUGUCUGAGGAAGGAGAUGUCUUCUCUUCCUCUAAGACUAAGAGUAAUGGAUCAAUGGGGAUUGAGACGCAGCCAGAUUUGGUUUCGUUUGGAACAUUAGCAGCAGAAAUGAUUCCCACAACAAUGGUUUCAUCUGAAGUUGAGGAUGAAGAGUUUGAUCUAGAUCGGCCUAUUGAUGGAUUUGCCUCUAUUCCACAAGCUAUAGAGGAUAUUCGACAGGGAAAGUUGGUAAUUGUUGUAGAUGAUGAAGACAGAGAAAACGAAGGAGAUUUGAUAAUGGCGGCAUCGUUGGUAACACCUGAAGCUAUGGCUUUUGUGGUGAAGCAUGGGACUGGAAUCGUGUGUGUGAGCAUGAAAGGCGAAGACUUGGAGAGGUUGGAGCUUCCAUUAAUGGUUACGCGAAAGGAGAACGAGGAAAAACUCCGCACGGCCUUCACGGUUUCUGUGGACGCGAAAAGAGGAACAUCGACAGGUGUCUCAGCUCGUGAUAGGGCACAAACAAUAUUAUCCCUUGCAUCUAAAGAUUCAAAGCCUCAAGAUUUCAAUCGUCCUGGUCAUAUCUUUCCUUUGAGAUACAGAGAAGGUGGUGUUCUUAAAAGAGCAGGGCAUACAGAAGCCUCUGUUGAUCUAACUGUGUUAGCCGGUUUAGAACCAGUAUCGGUUUUAUGUGAGAUUGUAGAUGAUGAUGGCUCCAUGGCUAGACUACCAAGACUCCGCCAAUUUGCUCAAGAGAACAACCUGAAAAUAAUUUCAAUCGCUGAUUUAAUCAGAUACCGAAGGAAAAGAGAGAGACUGGUAGAGUUUACUGCGGUUGCGUCUAUACCGACAAUGUGGGGACCAUUCAAAGCUUAUUGCUUCAAGUCAUUACUUGAUGGAGUUGAGCACAUUGCAAUGGUCAAAGGAGACAUUGGUGAUGGGAAGGAUAUUCUGGUGAGAGUACACGCGGAGUGUAUCACGGAUGAUAUAUUCGGAAAUGGCUCUGGUGGAAAACAAUUAGCGAUUGCUAUGAGACAGAUUGAAGAAACUGGGAGAGGUGUUUUUGUCUACUUACGUGGUCCUGAAGCCAACGGCAUUGACCUAACUCACAAGCCUCGUACUUAUGACAGCAAUUCAGAUCACACCGAAGGGGUUUCAUUUCCUGUUGCUUCAAGAGAAUACGGCAUUGGAGCACAAAUUCUGAGGGAUCUUGGAGUUAGAACAAUGAAGGUGAUGACGAAUAAUCCGGCAAAUUACGUUGGUCUUAAAGGCUAUGGUUUAUCAAUCUCUGGUAAGGUUCCACUCGUUAAUCCCUAACUCUUAGGUGUUUAAUGCGCGCGGGAAAAAUGGAGCCGUUAUUUUAUUCUGUUAAGAUAGAACACGUGUCAGCUUAGUUAUGGUUUUGGCGACUAAACUGUGUCAUCCGAUUUUGUACUGUAAUUUUUUUCCUCCAUAAUUAUCAUCAAUGUAGCUUGAAGAAUAUUUUUUCCAGAAUCCCUUUUUUUU
This is a messenger RNA of Eutrema salsugineum, 1821 nucleotides long. RefSeq names its product monofunctional riboflavin biosynthesis protein RIBA 2, chloroplastic. Gene Ontology annotation, molecular function: 3,4-dihydroxy-2-butanone-4-phosphate synthase activity. Gene Ontology annotation, cellular component: chloroplast. Bases 199 to 1632 code for a protein of 477 amino acids. Lineage: Eukaryota; Viridiplantae; Streptophyta; Magnoliopsida; Brassicales; Brassicaceae. The record is from RefSeq and is a predicted model, not a curated record. Gene Ontology annotation, biological process: riboflavin biosynthetic process. The transcript is spliced from 7 exons.